Messenger RNA from Trichoderma gamsii, 558 nucleotides. RefSeq lists its product as hypothetical. Gene Ontology annotation, cellular component: extracellular region. The record is from RefSeq and is a predicted model, not a curated record. The transcript has 2 exons. NCBI's taxonomy places the organism in Eukaryota, Fungi, Ascomycota, Sordariomycetes, Hypocreales, Hypocreaceae. Bases 1 to 558 code for a protein of 185 amino acids.
AUGUUUCAUAAAAUUGGUUUUUUUCGAGUAUUUAUAUCACUGUCAAACCCCAAGAUAUCAACAGUCUUCAUCACUCAAUUACUUGCCUACAUCUCACCUGCCAAAGGUCAUCCCAUAAAUCAUUUCCACCACCGAAUUAUCGACACCAUGAAGUUCAACUUGACUUCUUUCCUUGCUCUGGCAAGCAUGUCAAUGAAUGGUGCUCUUGCCGGCAUCAAUUGCAAUGGCAAUGCCCUAUGCUCCUCAACAGCCGGAACCCUCGGCAAACUUAUUGGAUAUUCAAACUCGAUCGACCCUAACCGUUGGUAUAACAAUGGGGAGCAAAUUGUUUGCCAGUUGAAUCAACUUGGAACUGGACUUUGCGCGUACCUUCAGAAUACUGGCGGUGCUCCUGGUAGCUCAAUCAAGCCUCUACUUGAGCAACUGUCUUAUCAUGGAUGCAACAAAUGCGGCAGCAUCCCGUUGUUUUAUCCCCAAGGAGAUAACAGUGAUGCAAGCCACGGAGUCCUUACUGUCAACUACGUUGCCAAUACUCACGGCUGCAAUGGCCUUUGCUAG